UACUUCUGGCGCAGUCGGGUAAAAAUACUAACUAUCCACGGACCGUAUUUCUCGCUGUGCAGUAGAAACGUACGCGCGUGCGCCGCCCGUCGUUAAAUCUGUGCGCUCACUAUGACUACGUCAAUCGAUACUGUUAGUUUAAAAAACAAGCUCAAAGAUGCUGUGGAGAUUCCCCUGCUGACGAGAUGUUGUUUCUGUUUCCCUUUACGAAAGGGUCUGAUAGCCUUCGCGUAUAUCAAUUUGACGUUGACGGUGAUAGUGACAUGUUUCCUAUCACUGUACAUAUCGUACAUCCGCAAUGCUACGGAGGUGGAGCAGAUGUCGCUCGCCUCGGAGUACGCGAGGCUCAUCACAGAUGUCGUGGCGUUGCUGAUAGAGCUCAUCAUGGCCGUCACCUUCAUCAUCGCUUUGCACAGGAAACACGUGCUACUGAUGAAGGUGUACCUGUACUUUGAGAUCGUGUAUUCAAUAUUCGGCUUCGUGUACAGUAUAGCCUUCUUGACCAAGGAGACUGCCAGCGAACUCUUCCUGGAGCUGUUCCAACUAAUGCUCCAAGUGUACCUGGUGAUCCUCAUCAGGAGUUCAAUAGUUAAGAUGGAGAGGGACGGCUCAGUGAAAUACUCACGGGAAGGAGACCAUGCCUAGUUGUUAGACCAUUUUAGAUAAAUAUUAGGGCCGGUCCACAGGAAUAUUGGCCUGUUUCACCACCUUCAUAUAAGUGCCCGAUAAACUAUUGUGACAGAUAAUUUAUACAAAUUACAUUAUACAUAUAUAUCAUCAGAUAUGUAGAUUACUAUAUCUAUCCAGAUAUUGUGAAACAGGCCAGCCUAUUACAUAUCUGUUAUUAUUAGCUUUAAAGUUAAUUAGGAAAUUAAAUGUAAAUAGGUAUGUUUAUUUUUAUACGAGAAAAUUUUUAAAUAGACAGGAUUACAUAAUGAUAAAUGCGGCUAUACAGGAAUGUUAGCAUACAGUAAGGGUGCUAUUCCACCUGAGAGGUGCUAUGCUACGUUCCAUCAAUCAUAUUCAUUAGAACACAUAGCUUAGCCCUGGUGGAAACGGACUCAACUAAGCUAUGUUUUUAUAUGGAAAGAUGCGUGCUAUGGAUGGCUUCUCUACUAUCGAGAGCAGAGCCGUAUUAUCCUUAAGGCAAAAACUAAGCAAAUGCCUAAAGCGUCAGGUUACAGAGGAGCGUCGAGCGACACGCGUGCCUAUAGAGAGGCGGCGGCGCCCAUACAUUAAGGGCGCCUAUGAGAUGCGUGCCUAGGGUCCUCAGUGAGACAUAAACUUGGGCUAGGGCUACCUGUAUCCAGCAGUUCAAACACACAAGUUGCCUACUUCGUGUUUACCUUUAAUUUUGUGAUUGUAAAUAUAUUUUUUUACAAAUAAAUAAAAUAAUUAGUGUUUGCGAAAAUAAUGUAAAUAUUCUUGUAGGCACUUAAACGUAAAAGAAGUUUAGGAAAUAUUAAAUUAGGUACGAGCAUGUCUAUUUAUUAUAUUUGUAACAUACGUACCUAAUAAUAUUAUUAAUUACAAAAGUUACCUUUAUACCUAGCUAUUACCCACGGAUUUGUUUAUGUGGUAAAAGCCAAAAAACGUUAAUAACCAUUUUCCUGUCCAUUAACUGUCUACCUAUGUACAGAAAUGUUUAACAGAUUUGUGUUUCUUUUGUUUAUAUUCUAAUCUAUUUAUAAUAUAACUAGUGUAGGUACUAUUUAGAUAACUAAUAUUGUCAUGCUUGACACGUUUGUAAAAUAUUUCUUAAGUCAGUUAAAAUGUAUAUUUUAUUUACAUCGGAAAACCAACAGUAAUACAAAGUAAUCAGUACCUAUAAGUAAUGGCACAUGAUUUUUUAUUCGUCUUACAAACGCAUCCCAGUUCAUGUACCCUAAUGACUGGUAAACGUUAAAAUAAUAUAAAAAUAAAAUGGAAUCUCCCAAUGAGAUUUCAACAAUUUAUAACUAAAAAUAUUAUUCACUUGGUACCUUCUACGACACAAUACGUAGUUAGAAACACUCUGUUGCGAGCACAUUUUGUGUCAUAGAAAAA
Spodoptera frugiperda (fall armyworm) is the source of this 2046-nucleotide messenger RNA. RefSeq lists its product as uncharacterized. Bases 112 to 645 code for a protein of 177 amino acids. Lineage: Eukaryota; Metazoa; Arthropoda; Insecta; Lepidoptera; Noctuidae. The transcript is spliced from 5 exons. The record is from RefSeq and is a predicted model, not a curated record.